AUGGCAAGCAUGGCGGGGAUAUGGGGGCCAGCGGCCGUCCGUCUCCUCCGCGUUGCUGCCACGAGAGCGACCGAAGCCGUGCGAGCCAACCUUGCCAGCGCCGCGCGGCCGCUCUACAACGCAAAACAACAAUACAUUCCCAUCCGAUCCGGACGACAGCCCAUCCACCCUGCCGCCUUCUUGAAGCAGCAGCGGCGCUGGAUCUCGCGAAUCUCCGGCCAGCACGCCCAGGCGGUCCGCCGAUUCCUCAGUACCGCGCCGCCCCACGGCGGUGCUCGCCAGCCGUUCCGCCGAUCGCAGCUGCCUUCGUCCGAAACCUAUCGACGGGUCGGCCAGUUCUCCGGACGGGCUCCGUUUGCGAAUGCCCUGCGGCCAAACUUGACGGGCGGCGCGAUGCCGCGCUCUGCUGGUGGGUACGGCAUCGGCGGUGGCGGAGCCAGGUACUUUUCUCACACGCCUGCGGCACCGGCUCAGGUCGUGCAAAAUGUCUCUCAAGCCAUGAGGGCCUUCUUCCUUUCCGGCCAGCGCCUCCAAUAUGACGGCCUUGGGGCCAACGGCGAGCCGCAGUACCGUGCCGUUUCGGCUCUUGAGGACCAGGCCAUGCGCAAAAUGGCCAACUUCCCGCGUUUCGCCUCGGGCUCUUUCAUCGACUUCAAGCUCACCCCCACGAUCACCGCGCUGAGUCCUCUUGCCGCUGCGCUGAUCGAAGCGUCUGAUAUCUCCGGCUUCAAGGGCGCCGCUCCUGCUGAUGGCGCUUCCCUCAAUACCGAAGGAUUCCUGGAUGUGCUCUCUACCGACUUUGGCCGUGCGCUCAAAGAUCUUACCGCGAUAUAUGCAGAUCUUCGUCGACUAUCCGUGCUCGGAGACUUGCCCGUUUCUAUGGAGAAGAGCAACGUUCUUCGUGUUCGGUUCCCAGGAGUUGAUGUGUAUACCCUGGAGCGUCUCUGCGACGAUAUUGGCAUUGAGCGAGGUGUUCUUGGCCAAGACCCGCAGUCUGAAAACAUGCAUAUGACGCUUCAAAUCCCAUUUGCCCCUGAGUCAGAAAAGGCCUUUACGUCGCCUGGUGGUUCUACCAGAUCUGUCUGGGGACCCGGGUCGGAAUAUGACGCUUUGAGCGAGGACUCCUUGAUUCAAGAGGCAUUUGAGCUUGACGGAAACCCAUGGCUGUCGGAUCCAGAAGAAUAUGAAAGCCUUUCACCAGCUAGUUGUUCGGUGAAGCAUCGUUCUCAGGAAUUCGAGGGUCUUGAGGGCAUAUAUAGGUUCCUGGAGGAGUGCGACAGGGCCAAGGGUCGGGUCGGCUAG
Molecule: messenger RNA, 1302 nt
Organism: Cordyceps fumosorosea ARSEF 2679
Lineage: Eukaryota; Fungi; Ascomycota; Sordariomycetes; Hypocreales; Cordycipitaceae
Exons: 1
Coding region: 1-1302 (433 amino acids)
Biological process (GO): proteasome assembly
Molecular function (GO): proteasome binding
Source: RefSeq, a predicted model, not a curated record